Trypanosoma rangeli is the source of this 330-nucleotide messenger RNA. Its product is annotated as U3 small nuclear ribonucloprotein (snRNP). Gene Ontology annotation, biological process: rRNA processing. The transcript has a single exon. Gene Ontology annotation, molecular function: snoRNA binding; rRNA primary transcript binding. The coding region runs from base 1 to 330 and encodes 109 amino acids. The record is from RefSeq and is a predicted model, not a curated record. NCBI's taxonomy places the organism in Eukaryota, Euglenozoa, Kinetoplastea, Trypanosomatida, Trypanosomatidae. Gene Ontology annotation, cellular component: small-subunit processome; Mpp10 complex; nucleolus.
AUGUCGGAGCAGUACCCGCAUUUGAUUUUUGAGAACUUUACGACGAGGCUGGGCCACCGGGUGCGGGACGUGCUGAGGUUCCUUUUCCCCGUUCCGAAGCCUGAUGCCACGCGUGUCUUGACGUUCGACAACCAGAGUGACUUUGUGAGCUUCCGCCACCACACGUUUAGGGUGGUGAAGGGGAGGGAGGUGCAGCUGACGGAGGUUGGCCCCCGCAUGGAGCUGACGCCGUACCGCAUCACACUGGGGACACUUGAGAUGGACGACGCGGAGACGGAGUGGGUGCUGCGGCCGUAUAUGAACACGGCGAAGAAGCGCCGCCUUCUGUGA